Molecule: messenger RNA, 855 nt
Organism: Lotus japonicus
Lineage: Eukaryota; Viridiplantae; Streptophyta; Magnoliopsida; Fabales; Fabaceae
Product: nuclear localization sequence-binding protein-like
Exons: 3
Coding region: 1-855 (284 amino acids)
Source: RefSeq, a predicted model, not a curated record
AUGGUAGUGACAUGGUUAGAUGAAGAUACUGAGGAUGAGGAAAAGUUAUCUGCCAACAAGGUUAAUGCCUUCUCAGGGGCUGUCAAUGACUCAGAUUCCAAUGCUGAUCUUCAAGAGAAAGUAGCUACACUGACAGCCAAACUGGAAAAUACCUACAAGUCAGUGCGUAUGCUGAACAGUGGAUCUAAUAUGCUUGAAGAGAUCCUGGAAGAAACAAGUAAGCAAGGAAAGAGUGUUAAAGGCAUUGGUUUCAGUUACAAGUCUGAGAAUAGAGGAAAUCAGAAAGCAUCAAGGAACAAGAAAGAGUCUAUGAAGGGAAAGAUAGAGAGAACUGUUGGUGGUGCUAGGGUUAUGAGUUUGCACACAAGUUCUUCCACUCAAUCCAAGAAGAACUUAAGAACUCCUUCCAAGAAGCACUACAAGUCUCGUGCAACCCCAAUGCAAAACCCUGAAGCCCCUGUGCUUGAGGAUGUUUCAAACACUUCUGUCUCUGCAAAUGAUGAAGACGAUGUCGCGACAUCUUCCCAUGGCUCCGAUGAGACAUUGUCUGAUAAGCCUGCCAAGGAAGUUUCACUCUCAAAGGAUUCUUCCUCUUCAUCCAAGAGUUCUGAUUCCAAGGCUGCAAACUCAACGGAUGUUUUGUCAGAGGAGUCGAUGAAGACCCCUCCCAUUGUUCAUGAUGUCUCUGAUGAUGAAGAUUCAGAGGAUGUGCCUCUGGCGAGUGUUGCUGCCAGAAUGCUUAAACGAAGAAGAGCAUCCGUUGAAGAAACUCCUGUUGUCCAGAAGAAGAAAGCCAAGAUCACUACGGGUUCUUCAAAAUCAAGGGCAACCGAUGUGUCAAGGAAAGGCAAGUAG